Vigna radiata var. radiata (mung bean) is the source of this 1480-nucleotide messenger RNA. RefSeq names its product probable nucleoredoxin 2. Lineage: Eukaryota; Viridiplantae; Streptophyta; Magnoliopsida; Fabales; Fabaceae. Bases 172 to 1428 code for a protein of 418 amino acids. The record is from RefSeq and is a predicted model, not a curated record. The transcript has 3 exons.
AUUUGUGGAUGCAUAGGAUGCAAUGAUGUGGAAAGAAUAUGAUUCUAUUUCUAAUGAAUAUAAGUGUCGAGUGUAUGAGAACGCUCGUACUCUCCUCCCGGUGCUUUCAUCUCUAGACUGCUACACAGUACAAAACAAAGAAAAAGAAAAAGAAAAGAGAGAGAGAAAGUGAUGAGAGCGGUGAUGAAGGAUGAAACUCAAGCUGUGGUGAAUGAUAAUUCUCACAACGGCAAAUUCUCGCAUCUGCUUGCUUCCCAAGAUCGUGAUUAUCUUCUUUCUCCAACUGGGGCUCAGGUGAAGGUGAGUGAUCUUGAAGGGAAAGUAGUGGGUCUAUUAUUCGGUGCGAAUUGGUACCCACCAUGCCGCGUAUUCACCCAAGCCCUAGUUGCAAUCUACGAGGAGUUGAAAAGCCGUUUCGCUCAGUUUGAGAUUGUGUAUGUGUCCUCUGACGAAGACUUGGAUGCUUUCGGUAGCUUCUAUGGAAACAUGCCAUGGUUAGCGAUACCGUUCUCUGAUUUGGAAACGAAGAAAUGGUUGACCAGAAAGUAUGAGGUGGAAGGCAUUCCGUGCUUGAUUUUGUUGCAACCAGAGGAUGGUAAAGAUGAGGGAACAGUUCGCGAUGGGGUUGAACUUAUUUACCGUUACGGAGCCGAAGCUUACCCGUUCUCUAACGAGAGGUUGGAGCAGCUGCGAAAGGAAGACAAAGUGAAGCGUGAAAACCAGACCCUCCUGAAUUUGCUGUCAAACCAGCAUAGAGACUAUGUUCUGAGUCACACUCACUCUGGAUUUAAACAGGUACCUGUCGCUUCUCUAGUGGGUAAAACAAUUGCACUCUACUUCUCCGCCGAGUGGUGCGUGCCAUGCGCGAAGUUCACUCCGAAACUGAUUUCCGUUUACGAGAAGAUUAAGCAGGAGCUAGCAGAGAAGGGAGAGGAAGACUUCGAAGUUGUGCUGGUAUCCAGCGACCGUGACAGAGCAUCCUUCGAGUCAUACUACAGCAGCAUGCCUUGGUUAGCCUUGCCUUUCGGUGAUUCCGAGACGAAGAACCUCGUUCGACACUUCAACGUGCAAGGGAUUCCAUGGUUGGUGAUCGUAGGUCCUGAUGGUAAAACAAUAACAGUGCAUGGUAGGAGCUUGAUAAACUUGUACCAAGAGAACGCGUACCCUUUCACGAACGCCAAAGUGGAAGAGCUGGAAAAGAAGCUUGAGGAAGAGGCGAAGGAUCUUCCGGCACUGGUUUAUCACGAAGGUCAUCGGCAUGACCUGAAUUUGGUGUCUGAUGGGAACGGUGGAGGUCCCUUUAUCUGCUGUGUGUGCGAUGAACAAGGGUCUAGUUGGGCCUACCAGUGUCUCCAAUGUGGUUAUGAAGUGCACCCCAAAUGCGUCAGAACAGUCGACCGUCAUAACAGUGUGUUAAUAACUAAUUAACUUGCUGUUCCUAUUAAUUGAAUGUUCUUGUUUGCGGCCAAGAUGGUGAAAA